GGAAAAGAGGGUGUCCGACAAAUGGAUGUGGAAAACUAAAGCCCGGAGGGGACCCGAGUAAAGUACUUUCGCUGUCGUGCACCCACGAGCUCGUCUAACCGCCUCCAGGACUGCUUGCUCCAGCCGCUGCUAGCUCUGGGCGGCGAGCGGAACGGUGGUGGUGUCGACGAGGGAGACUCUUCCCCUUGGUGCCCUCGGCUCCUCCCAGCAAGUCGCCACCUCUCUUCUCCUCAGUUAUGGCUGACUAGGAACACACGGCAGCGACCAUAGGAGGGCAGAGCUUCGGAGAUACACCGGGAGCCUGGAAGAAGAAGGUCAUCGGUCGUCUCGGAUAAGCCUGGAUAUGGGAGAAAACAGCAGCAUGAAACUCCAGUUGCUUGACGCUAUUACAAACAAUUUUGGAGAGGAGCAUAAAGUUGGCAGUGGCACGUAUGGGGAUGUUUACAAGGUGGUGCUUGAUAAUGGGGCCUAUAUUGCUCUGAAGAAGCUUCAUCAAUUACAAGGAUUUGAUGAUAACCAAUUUCAAAGUGAAUUCCGUAACCUUGUCAAGGUCUCUCACAAAAACAUUGUACGCAUAACUGGCUACUGCCUCGAUUGUCGGAGUAAAGGCCUGUUCGUCAAUCCACCGAUCCGAGAAAUACGAGAAUCUACGCAGCGUCUCUUUCUCCACUCCCUAUUUUCAACUGAAGCUCGGGCCGCUCCGGGAGCGGAGUCGUGCGGAGCGGCGAGACUCCGAACAGGCCUUAAAUACAUGGAGCACAAGGGGGAACUUGUUUUUGCUCAAAUAAUGGAGAGAGUUUUCCGCGUCGAGUAUAUGCAUGGCGGGAGCCUCGAUAAACAUAUUGCAGAUGAAUCUUGUGAACUUGAUUGGCCCAUAUGUUACAAAAUCAUUAAAGGGACGUGCGAAGGGUUAAAUCACCUUCACACCAAGCAGGAAAAGCCCAUUUUCCAUCUGGAUUUAAAGCCUUCUAACAUAUUGCUGGAUGAGAACAUGACGCCCAAAAUUUCAGAUCUUGGUUUGUCCAUACUUGUUUCUUCGACAAAAACACACAAAACAGAGAUACUCAAAGGCACACAAGGGUACAUGCCGCCAGAAUACAGAGAUGGUGGCUUGGUAUCCAACAAGUUUGACGUGUUCAGUUUGGGCAUCAUAAUUAUAAAAACAGUGGCUGGCAAUAUGGGCUACUUCCGCUAUUCUGAAAUGUCUCCCAAAGAUUUUAUUGAGUUUGUAAGUGAAAAUUGGAUGAAGAGGUGGCAGGCAAUGCCGGGUUACUAUUCAUCACACGAAAUAGACAUCCUAACAGUGAUUACAUGUAUUGAGACUGCUUUAAGAUGUGUGGAGACCGACCAAGAAAAGAGACCCUGCAUAGAGGAUAUUGUCCAUGAACUGGAUGAACUAGAUGCUGAGAUUAAGAGAAUAAGGUUACUAGCUCCUGAUCCUAUGCAGAUUCUCUUGAGUAAUCAAGGACCUGGCAUGGAUUUUCCAAAAAUUUCUAGGCUAUGUAUGGCCCAUAACUUGGCCCAAUAUAAGCGCAUCCUGGAUUUUAAAUUCAGUUUGAUUGAAGCAAUUACAAACGGGUUUUCAGAUGAUCAGAAAAUUGGGAGUGAUUGGUAUGGAGAUGUUUACAGGGCAUUGUAUAACGGGGAAGAGAUUGUUGUGAAGAAGCUUCAUUCCUUGGAGGGACUUGAUGACAAAGAAUUUGAGAAUGAAAUGCAUAUCCUUACCAAGGUCCAUCACAAAAAUGUUAGUCGGUUAAUUGGCUACUGCUACAAAACAUGCCUUAUAAAUGUUGAGCACAAUGAGGAACAUGCUUCCUCAGUGGCAACAGAGCGAGUCCUAUGCUUUGAAUAUACAAAAAGUGGAAGCCUUGAUAAACAUAUUGCAGACGAACCUUGCCGACUUGAUUGGUCCACACUUUACAAAAUUAUUAAAGGGACUUGUGAGGGCUUAAAUCACCUUCUCAGUGCACAGCAAAAACCUAUUCUCCAUCUAGACUUGACACCUGCUAACAUUUUUCUGGUUAAUGGCAAGACACCUAAAAUUAUAGGUUUUGGUUUGUGGAGACUUAUUGAUUCGGCAAAAAUGCAUCAAACAGAGAUCUUCAAAGAAACACACGGGUACAUGCCACCGGAAUAUGUCGACACUGGCUUUAUAUCAAACAAGUUUGACGUGUUCAGUUUGGGCGCCAUAAUUAUAAAGCUGAUGGCCGGAAAUAUGGGCUACUCUCGUUGUUUCGAAAUGUCUCACAAAGAGUUUAUUCAACAUGUUAGUGACAAUUGGACGAAAAGGUUGCAUGCAAUGCCAGGAUACUCACCAUACGAAAUAGGCAUCCUACGAGUGAGUACAUGUGUUGAGAUUGCAUUAAGAUGUGUGGACAACGACCGAGAGAAAAGGCCAUGUAUAGAAGACAUUGUUCAUAAACUGGGGGAACUAGAAGCUAGGAUUAAGACAAUAAUGUUACUACCUCAUGAUCAUAGGCGGGGUCUCUUGACUAACCUGGGCCCUGUCCCGUACUUUCGAAAACAUAUCAGGCUAUAUAUGUCCCACAACUUGGCCCAAGAUGGAGCAGUUACAGGGUAUAAAUCUAAUCGGCUUAGGCUUGAUUCUCAGUCAGGCUCCACUAGUACUACUCAUGGACGUAAGUCAGAAGACCCAAGUCUCCAGACCGGAUGCAUUCCACACCAUAUGUCAUUACAGCAUUUGAAAGACAUCACAAACAAUUUCUCUGAUGAUCGAAUAAUUGGUAGAGGUGGGUUUUCUGUGGUAUAUAAGGGAAUACAACCAAGUGAGGAAAUGGUUGCAGUGAAGAAGUUUGUGCAACCAACGAGCUCACAGGAGGAAUUCGAGAACGAGCUUAAACUCCUUAUGGAACUGAAGCACCCAAAUAUAGUGCAACUUGCAGGCUACUGCUAUGAAACGCGGAAACUACAUAUGUUUCAUGAAGGAGAAUACAUUUUUGCUGAGGACACUCAAACUUUGCUCUGUUUAGAAUGUCUGCCUAAUGGAAGUCUUGAGAACUAUAUUUCAGAUGCAUCUUCUAGACUUCAUUGGUGCACACGCUACAAAAUAAUUGAGGGGAUUUGUUGUGGUCUACAAUACCUUCAUGAGCAAUCUAAAGAUCCCAUUCUUCAUUUGGACCUAAAACCCGCGAACAUAUUGCUUGAUAAAAAUAUGUUACCAAAAAUUACAGACUUUGGUCUGUCAAGACUGUUUGAUCAAAGCCAAACUAUUCAUACUGCACGUACUUGUGGAACACUAGGUUACAUGGCACGAGAAUUUCUACAAGGUAUAAUCACACCUAUGUCAGACAUAUUCAGUUUGGGUGUAAUAAUUUUGGAGGUAAUAACGGGUCACAAGGGGUACCCAGAUGAUAUUAGAACAUCUUCCAAGAUCUUCAUCGAGCCCGAACUUCAAAAAUGGAGAAAUGUGCUGCAAAAUGAACCAGGGUAUAGAUCAAUCGAAAAGGAUUGCCAACAAAUAAAAAGAUGCAUUCAGAUAGGCCUAAUCUGCGUGAAUCAUGACCGGACCAAAAGGCCUACAAUGAAGAAAAUUAUCGAUAUGCUUCAAGGCUUGGAAAGUAUGAAUUGGCACAUUAGCAACGAGUUAUCAAGCCAUGACAUCCAGCCGGAGGUUUAGCUCAGCGAAGGAGGUCUUCACAUAUCCGCUGCUUCUACCGUCUUCCUGUUAUUCGUUCGACAGGGCUUUGGAUCUCCGUUCAUGCUACAUUGCAAUUGGCGCUUAUGUUUGACAGCCGGCUAUCCAAGCUAUCAAUUUGUUCUAGCUAGUGCAUAUCACAUAUCUGAAUUUUUUGCUGGUUCCUGGAGACAUAUGCAGUACUACCUACGGACAUGGUUGCGACAUAAGGGUGGAAGGCAUCAAAGUCUUUGGGAGCUGGUGUAACUCAAUUAUCAGCACCUGUUAAUUAGGCCGAGAGUCGGAAUAAGAAAUCAGUAGGCAAGGGGAACAAGAAAUCUGUUGCCGGAGCUGUACAUAAUAGCGGUUAAUCCAAUACCUUUGGACUUUGGUAUAUGCAUAGUCUGUAAGUAACAAACAUUUAUCUCGCUGCACCGGAUCAAAACCCCCAUCUGCUACGUCACCUAGAUGUUCUAGCCCAUCAGACCUGAACCUGGGUCGCCGUCGUGUGGGCGCCGGUGUUGUUGUGCGUGAUCAUGGCAGAUUUUAUUUUUGGACGGGCUGUCACUGCUCGCUACUCUUUUGAGAACGUCUGUAACAUUGAUCUUGUUGAAGCCUGGGCGGUAUGGCAUGCUGUACUUUCUGCGAAA
This is a messenger RNA of Triticum aestivum (bread wheat), 4284 nucleotides long. RefSeq lists its product as uncharacterized. Gene Ontology annotation, molecular function: protein kinase activity; ATP binding. The record is from RefSeq and is a predicted model, not a curated record. Bases 344 to 3637 code for a protein of 1097 amino acids. The transcript is spliced from 17 exons. Lineage: Eukaryota; Viridiplantae; Streptophyta; Magnoliopsida; Poales; Poaceae. Gene Ontology annotation, biological process: protein phosphorylation.